CAAUUGCUCAGGUAUUUGCUACUGAAGUUACCGAGACAUUGACAUUAUUAGGCAAGGUAGCUCAAUCCCCCAGAAUUCAACACUGCGCGGUUAGAAUGUAAACACGUUUAAGAUUCACGUCGGACGUCCCGCUAGUUGGACCUCUGUUUGCAGACCUCUUUAUACUACAACCACCCGGCAAACAGGUUGGACAACUAUGAGCAAAGAAACACAAAUGAGGGCUGCUGUAAAUCAAAAGUUAGUUGAAAUGGGAGAAAGAGAGCGGUUGAAGGAGUUACUAAGAGCCAAGCUUGCUGAGUGUGGUUGGAGGGAUGAGCUAAAGGCACAUUGCAAAGAUGUCAUAAAAGAAAAAGGUUUAGAACAUGUGACAGUCGAAGAUCUGGUGACAGAAGUCACACCGAAAGGAAGAGCCCUGGUGCCAGACAGUGUCAAGAAAGAACUCCUUCAGAGAAUAUGUGCGUUUUUGGCACAGCAAUCUACUUUGUAAAGAAGAGUGUCUGUCAUGUUUUUUUUUUUCUUUUUCUUUUUUUUUUUUUUAAAGAAGCACUAGGCCUAUGUCAUUGUUUGUACCUGAUAACAAUGGCUUGAAACUCAUUUGGAUGGUACAGUGACUUACAAUAGGGGAAUUAUCAUCUCUGCAUGGUCACUGUUACUGGGUGCCCGCAGUGCCUGGUAUUACAUAAUGUGACUUUGGAGUACCGUGCAGGUACAUGGCCAUUUUUUGUCACUAGUCAACACACUGGUAUCAAUGGAAUUCUAUUGGACUGCCCUGCACGUUGAUUAAAGUCUUUUGGACUGCCCUACACAUUCCUCCAACAUGUAGCUUAAAUAUUAGAUAGUUGUGAAUGUUCAAAGACCUUUUUUUUUUGUCAAGGUAUUACUUUUUAACUGAUUUCAUUUGUUGAAUGUGAGGGGAUUAAAAUGCAUUGUUACAGAGUGUUUUCCAAGUAAUUUGAUAUUAAAUCUUGUAAGAUUGUA
Molecule: messenger RNA, 978 nt
Organism: Sardina pilchardus (European sardine)
Lineage: Eukaryota; Metazoa; Chordata; Actinopteri; Clupeiformes; Clupeidae
Product: transcription and mRNA export factor ENY2-2-like
Exons: 5
Coding region: 197-487 (96 amino acids)
Biological process (GO): regulation of transcription by RNA polymerase II; poly(A)+ mRNA export from nucleus; positive regulation of DNA-templated transcription
Cellular component (GO): SAGA complex; DUBm complex; nuclear pore
Molecular function (GO): chromatin binding; transcription coactivator activity
Source: RefSeq, a predicted model, not a curated record